Wallemia ichthyophaga EXF-994 is the source of this 1341-nucleotide messenger RNA. Its product is annotated as GDP-Man:Man(3)GlcNAc(2)-PP-Dol alpha-1,2-mannosyltransferase. The coding region runs from base 1 to 1341 and encodes 446 amino acids. Gene Ontology annotation, biological process: protein N-linked glycosylation. Gene Ontology annotation, molecular function: GDP-Man:Man(3)GlcNAc(2)-PP-Dol alpha-1,2-mannosyltransferase activity. NCBI's taxonomy places the organism in Eukaryota, Fungi, Basidiomycota, Wallemiomycetes, Wallemiales, Wallemiaceae. The record is from RefSeq and is a predicted model, not a curated record. The transcript has 10 exons. Gene Ontology annotation, cellular component: endoplasmic reticulum membrane.
AUGCUGCUGAUAACGGCUUCAAUUUCAGUAAUUAUUCUCUCAAUUUUCAUCUUUAAAAGAAGCCGAAACAUCGGCAGCAAUAUUGCAUUCUUCCAUCCUUAUUGCAACGCAGGCGGUGGCGGUGAGCGAGUUCUUUGGACUGCUAUACAAGGUAUACAAUCACUCACUCCCAACAUUCAUGUACUCGUUUACACCGGUGACUCUGAUUCGAAGCAAACGCUUAUAAACAAUGCCAAAACCAAAAUGUCAAUAGAUUUAAACCCACAGACGAUUCAUUUCGUCAGACUUCGCUGUCGUUUCCUCGUAGAUGAUAAGUCCUGGCCUUAUUUCACCUUACUGGGCCAAGCGAUAGGCAGUACUAUAUUGAUUAUCGAGGCUCUAUAUCGUAAAAAUGAUUUCUCUGUCUUCAUAGAUACUAUGGGUUACGCUUUCACAUACCCAAUUGUUAGGCUAGUUAAAUCAAGGGCACGUAUCGUUGCCUAUACUCAUUAUCCAACGAUAUCCUCAGACAUGGUCUCCAGAGUAGAAAAGCGCCAUAAUGAUAUCACAAACUCGUCAACUAUCACCUCCUCAAAUAUUUUAAGUCGGGGGAAGCUUAUAUACUAUCACGCUCUCAUUAGUGCUUACUCAUUCUGCCUUAAAACUUGUGAUGUCAAUAUGGCCAAUUCAAGCUGGACUGGUAAUCACAUUCGCAAUCUAAUCAACCGUGAGGUCAAAGUCGUCUAUCCGCCUUGUGAUACGGUCGCUUUGAGGGAUUUUUCGUUAGAGGGAAGGCGGAAAAGUAUUUUAUGCGUUGCGCAAUUCAGGCCUGAGAAAGCUCACAGUACUCAAAUAAAGGCAUUCAAAGAAUUGCGAGACUCACAUACAAACCACAAAGACUCUAAACUGAUUUUACUUGGAAGUGCACGUAAUCAGGAUGACUUGAAUAGAGUAGAACAUCUAAAGUCGCUAGCUAAGUCUUUGGGUGUAGAUUCUAGCACUGAAUUCAUCGUGAAUGCUUCCUUUAAAGUGCUGCUGCAUAGUCUAUCAACUGCAAGCAUCGGUAUCAAUACAAUGGUUGACGAGCAUUUCGGUAUAAAUGUAGUAGAAUAUAUGGCUGCUGGACUGAUACCACUUGCUCAUGCCUCGGCCGGCCCAUUGCUCGACAUUAUCGUAGACUACAAGGGAUCAAAGACUGGUUAUCAUGCGCGUGAAGUGAAGGAGUUCUCUGAGCGAAUGAACGAUAUUUUCAAUCUAAGUGAGCAUGAUGCAAUACAAGUGAGACAAAGAGCGCGUGAGUCUGUUAUGGAGAGGCUUUCUGAUAAGACUUUCAAUGGAAAUUUCCUGGAUGCACUCAAUUAA